AUGGGUGAGAUAAAGGGCAGCGUUUUGCCUGUAUCUGUGACAUUUGAUUUCGUUGAAAGGGUCUCAAGGCUGCAUUUCCUUGUGCUGCAGGUGCAGGGGCCCGUACUGGUGGAGGACACUUGUUUGUGCUUCAAUGCCCUCGGGGGCCUCCCUGGUCCUUACAUAAAAUGGUUUCUGGAGAAGUUAAAGCCUGAAGGUCUCCACCAGCUCCUGGCCGGGUUCGAGGACAAGUCAGCCUAUGCACUCUGCACGUUCGCGCUCAGCACUGGGGACGCAAGUGAGCCUGUGCGCCUGUUUAGAGGCCGGACCUCGGGCCGGAUUGUGGCACCCCGAGGCUGCCGGGACUUUGGCUGGGACCCCUGCUUUCAGCCUGAUGGAUACGAGCAGACGUAUGCAGAGAUGCCCAAAGCUGAGAAGAAUGCCAUCUCCCAUCGCUUCCGGGCCCUUCGUGAGCUGCAGGAAUACUUUGGUGGCCUGAGUCCUGGGGCCAAUAAUGAGCACACUGGCCAGGGAUCUGGGGAAGGCUAGCCUGCAACCUCCCCCAUCAGGCAGGCACCCCUCCAAGUGCGUCCUUCAGUGUUACCACUUCUGGGAGUGCUGAGACUUGACAGCCUCACGAGACCAGCCUCAUUGGUUUGGAGGGGCAGCUGUUGCUGUUUGGACAAGGGACACUGUUCUCUUCCCCUUGGGGAUUCAGUGGCCUCUCCUACAACCUUCAGGCCUGGGAUCCUGAAAGGCCCUUGGGUGUUAAACUGGCCUUGGCAAGAUUGGGGGUUUGGGAAAGAACCACACGGUCUUAGAGGUUUUAAAAUACGGCAAAUAAAAAUGCUGGAAGGCACUACAAAAUAAA
Molecule: messenger RNA, 850 nt
Organism: Hipposideros armiger (great roundleaf bat)
Lineage: Eukaryota; Metazoa; Chordata; Mammalia; Chiroptera; Hipposideridae
Gene: ITPA
Product: inosine triphosphatase
Exons: 6
Coding region: 1-528 (175 amino acids)
Biological process (GO): nucleoside triphosphate catabolic process
Cellular component (GO): cytoplasm
Molecular function (GO): nucleoside triphosphate diphosphatase activity
Source: RefSeq, a predicted model, not a curated record